AUGCCUAAAGUAGUUUCUCGAAGUAUAGUGUGUUCAGACACUAGAGAUCAAGAAGAAUACAACGAAGAGAAGCCAUUGCAUUCGUAUUACUGUUUGUGUGGUCAAAUGACGUUGAUUUUGGGUAAGCAAUUGAUCAUUUCAAACUAUUAGAAUUAAAUAUUAAAUUAUUUUUUUUCACGUUUGAACUGAAAGUUGUGGGGGAUCUGUUUUCACAAUAUUUCCCCACUGCUUCCUAAAUAUUUAAUUAAUAAUUAUAAUUAUACGUUUAACUGAUUUUACUACCGUGUUACAUAUAUAAGCUCAAUAUAUUAUUUUUUAUCAAUUAUUUUAGAUUGUGCUGUGGAAAAACUACCUUUACGUAAACGAGAUGGUGCCAGAGUGAUAGAUGGUUCUAAACAUGCUAAUAAAAUUACUUUUGAUCAAGAUGAAAUUGUCUAUUUAAAGCGACAAGAAGGCAUUGAAAAACAACACAGAUUAAAAUGCAAAAAGUUUGUUGAUUUGAAACUCAGGAGUGGAUUCAGGACGAGAUAACUGGAAGGGAGGGUGUGAUUUUAAAAAUUCAUACAAGGGACACAUUUAUGAUGAACCUUAUAAAUCAAACUAAGAAUACAAUAGUAAAUGCACCAAUCAACCCCACACCUGGAUCCACUAUUGUUCAAACCAAAAGUUUUAUAUUUACAAUUUUUAUACUAUCCUUUUUUUUUUUUUUUACAGAUGUGGUUUGUUUUUGUAUUAUAAACACCAGCCCAAUGCAAAUGUAUACUUUAUUGUUCAGGGUGCACUAGUUAAAUAUACUGGCGAAGGUCCCAAAAUGGACAUAUAUAAUCAAGUAGCUGUAGAAAAACCGAAAAAAAUUAUGGUUACUAAACAUACCAAGAACAUGGGGAAAUUCAGUUCAGUUACAGUGUCUACUAUUGAUGAAGAAGAAGACGAAAUAGAAGCAGUAAAUUAUUUUUUGCUAUUGAUUGUAUAGCAACAUGUGUUGUAAUAUUAAACUAUAAAUGUUCAUUUAAUGAUUACAGAGAGAAGUAGCAGAUUCAUAUGCAAACAAUGCACGCAUCAUUGAAAAACAAUUAGAAAGAAAAGGCAUGAACAAACGUAAAGUGGCUGAAUUUGUUGAACCGGAAAUCGCAUUAGACAUUAAAAGACACGUUCGGGGUACAUUGUUGGAGAAAUAA
Messenger RNA from Cinara cedri, 1178 nucleotides. NCBI's taxonomy places the organism in Eukaryota, Metazoa, Arthropoda, Insecta, Hemiptera, Aphididae. The record is from the annotation of a GenBank genome assembly.